Molecule: messenger RNA, 527 nt
Organism: Staurois parvus
Lineage: Eukaryota; Metazoa; Chordata; Amphibia; Anura; Ranidae
Source: the annotation of a GenBank genome assembly
CAGCGGUACGCUGGGCUGUAUAUUAUUCCACAGCAAUGCUGACUUAGUAAAAGGGACAAUGCCCCAUGCUUGGUGUCAGUGGGAGGAAUGGUGCCCCAUGCUUGGUGUCAGUGGGAGGAAUGGUGCCCCAUCAUUGGUGUCAGUGGGAGGAAUGGUGCCACGUCAUUGGUGUCAGUGGGAGGAAUGGUGCCACGUCAUUGGUGUCAGUGGGAGGAAUGAUGCCACGUCAUUGGUGUCAGUGGGAGAAAUGAUGCCACGUCAUUGGUGUCAGUGGGAGGAAUGAUGCCACGUCAUUGGCAUCAGUGGGAGACAGUGUCCCACUGCUGGUGUCAGUGGGAGAAAUAGUGCCCCCAUUGUGUUGGUGUCAGUGGAGGAAUAGUGCCUCAUUGUUGGUGUCAGUGGGAGCAAUAGUGCCUCAUUGUUGGUGUCAGUGGGAGCAAUAGUGCCUCAUUGUUGUUGGGGCAAUAGUGCCUCAUUGUGUGGUGGGAGGAAUAGUGCCCUAUUGUUGGUGUCAGUGGGUGGAAUAG